CAGUAGACCAACAUCCUCUUCGAGUUGUCCUUUUUCAACAUCUAGUAAUUUUAAACAUCCGUCCUCAACAAUCACGGCGCCCUCUACCACCAUCGACUCUCACGUCUCGGUCCUCUUCGCGAUCAUAUCUAGCUUGUACGAAGCCAUGGUGAAUUCUGUGUCCGACGUGGAAGCGCGAAAGAUGAUCCCCUUCCGGUUUCUGAAGCAAAAUUACAAUGACCAGCAACUGUCUGUGAAGCAGUGUCUCGACAGCGUUGCGACGAACCUGAUCUUAUGAACUGCAAAAGUAUCGUACUCGUAUAAUUGCAUUACAAAUUUUCUCAGCAUGAGAAAUGAAAUUUGUAAUGCAGAUUUGCCUUAAGAAAAAGAUUUGUAAUGCAUGAAUGCAAUUACUACGAGUACGAUACUUUUGCACAGGAUAGAUCUACUCGGUUUCGAAACUCCUCUCCUGGCGACAAAACUACGACCAUCUAUGGCGUUCUCAAGUGUUACAUUCUCAACUGUUACAUGAAUUUGUCAUGCAAAUUCACCACCAAGAUUGCCACCAUUAAGCUGCUUCGCAUGACAAAUCUACGAGAGGCCAAACAGCAUCUAAAUCUGUGCCAAAUCUGUCAUGCGAAAGCAGCAAGCUUGCCUCGUUCAUUGUUACCAUUCUUGCGUCACAAAUUCGUGUAACAGCUGAGAGUGUAACAGUUGAGAACGCCAUGCCAUCGUGUGGUCGGGUAUGAGAAUCUGCUGUGGAUCGAACACGAAGAGGCGGCGCAAAGUGCAGCGACUAUCGGGAUCAUGAGCAAUAACAGUGUAGUAGACGGAGUGUACUAUUCCGAGCCGAAAGUCAUUCCAGCGAUGUUGAAUAGUGUAUCCAGUGCAGCAGGAGAUCAUCCUGGAGGUGGAACAGCGAAGCCGGGGCCUCAUCAACAAAUCUCUGCCGCGCAGCAGCAUCAGCAGCAUACCAACGAGGAGGCGGAGAGGCUAAGGUUUGUGCAGAAGUUGUGGAAGCAUCUGGAGUUUCUGCUGGCUUUGAACGGUUCUUUUCAUCUCGAGGAGGAGAUGACGCUUUUGUUGCAAAAAACCGCC
Molecule: messenger RNA, 1077 nt
Organism: Amoebophrya sp. A120
Lineage: Eukaryota; Dinophyceae; Syndiniales; Amoebophryaceae
Source: the annotation of a GenBank genome assembly